Labrus bergylta (ballan wrasse) is the source of this 2664-nucleotide messenger RNA. The record is from RefSeq and is a predicted model, not a curated record. NCBI's taxonomy places the organism in Eukaryota, Metazoa, Chordata, Actinopteri, Labriformes, Labridae.
GUCGGAAACCGUCGUUUAACAUCCAGUGUCUGAGGAGGCAGGGCAGCAAUGACGACCUGCCGAUCCCCGGGACGUAUCACCCCACCUCCCCGCCACGCCGCGCACGCAUGCAGCAAUCUUUCAACAGUUACGAGUCUCAUCACUCUUCUGGGCGUUCCCCCGCGGCCUCCUCUGCAUCCUGGGCGAACCCGUGUCCUCGCCGCGGCCGCCUCCUCUACGCUCCUCUCAUCCUGGUGGAGGAGGAAGGAAGCCCCCCCUGGGGAGGAGGAGGAGGAGGCGGAGUUGGAGGAGGAGGAGAAAUGAAGAAGGGAGUAGGAAGAGGUGUCAGUGUGACAGGUGCAGCACCCAGACCGGCCUGGUACGGUGGCCCUGCAGGGACAUCAGCUCCGCCCCCGUACAGAGCGUACACCACCCUCAGAGUCCCGUCGCAGCUCGGCGCUCAGCUCACGGAGAAACGAGGAUCAGCUGACAGUUUGGUGGAGGCGGUUCUGAUCUCUGAGGGUCUCGGUCUCUACGCUCGGGAUCCGAAGUUUGUGGCGUUUGCGAAGCGAGAGAUCGCAGACGCGUGUCACAUGACGGUGGAUGAGAUGGAGUCCGCUGCCAGCGACCUGCUCGGCACUGGGAGCCACGGUUUACUGAGCAGCGCUGCGCCCGACCCCGCCGCUCUUUACAGUGACGAGGAGCCAAUCAGGACGGGCCGUGACGAGGACGAGCUGGCCGACGAGAUGACCUGUGUGACUUCAUUCUGAUGGGCUGGCACAGUGGACCAAUCAGGGACAAGACUAGGAGGGCAUCACUGACUGGCUGGACAUUUAACCAAUCACAUGACGAGGAUUGGAGGCGUGUCGUCUGAGGAUUUCUGACCAAUCAGAAAAGAGAUUAUAAAAGUAAACUGUUAUUAUGGAGGUCAGUAGAGUUGGUGUUUGGGACAGAUUUCAGUUAAGAAAGGACGAAAAGGAGCGAGUUAGUUAAUUAGUUAAGAAACGUUUAAGAUAGGAGGUGAAGAAGAAAGGAUGCUGGGCUGAAAAAAGGAGAAGAAGAAGAAUGUGAUGGAUGAAGACAAAGACAAAAAACAUGAGAGAUGAUUUAAAGGAAACAGAACAGACAUCGUCAGAGUCAACUGACAAACAAUUAAAGAUGGCCGCAAGCAGAGUGGGACUCUGCGCUGUUGUGUCGUCAUGGCGACAGGUUUCAUCAGCUAGUUGCUUAGCAGCACAGGAUUCCAGUUUACCCACAAUGCAUUGAUGACACUUUGACAGGUUAUCACAGUAGGCUACUGUUAAAGAAGGAAGGUUAGCAUUGGGCUGUAGCUUAAAAUGCUAAAAGCACACCUUCAGAAAGCUAGCUAAACUCUCACACAGUGCUGUUAGCUUGUGUUUUAGCAUUUACGCUCUGUUAAUUUGAUAAAAGAUGACAGCAUUAGCAUAGGCUUACUUGUUGCAGAAAGUUAGCCUAGCUACAUUAAAAAGCUAAAUAAAAUAAAAUACACCUCUAACUGAAUUGAAUGCUAAUUCAAUUCAACAGUAACAACCAGCAGAUAAGGAGCUAACUAGCUUCUACCAAACAGUGCUAGCUAACCAGAGGAAGCAAUAAUGAUGUCAGAGGCAGUUAGCCUAACACUUAGCGCCAACAUAAAACAAAAAUUUGCCUUUUUGUUGUGAUUGGUUAGCUUUAAACGCUAAACCAUUCUCUGCCUAAAAGCAGAAUGUUUACAGUAAGCUAGCUAAGCAAGCUAACAGCCACUCACAGCUGUGUUUAGCUAGUAGCCUACUCAAUACAAAAUGUCACAAUAUGAAUUAAGUUAGCAUCAUCUUUGUUUUAGCAGCGGCCCCUGCUGGACGCUAAUUAAAAACAAAAAACAUUUUCAAAUUACGUCAACAACCGUCUGAGGCUAAUGAAGACAGCCGAGCUAACACGUGCUAGUCGGCUACAUUGAUAGCAUGUUAGCUUCUGUUUGUCUGGUCCAAAUCUGACUGCUUUUUCUAAUGUUAAUGUUUUAAGAAUAUGAAACAAUAACCACUCACUAAAGGAACAAACGGAGAGACAGUUUGUUAGGAUGAACAAGUAUGCAGCUCAAAAUGCUAACAUGCUAACAAGCGCAACACAUCUUUCUAAUGCUAACUACAUGAAGAUAAAACGACGAGGCGUCAGUGAACAUCACGUUCUUCAGAGGUGCACACACGAGUCGAUGUUUAAGAGGACGUUUCUGAGAUUUUAUACCGAUGUAUUUGAAAGCUGUUAAAUGACGUGUUGAACUUCCUGCUCUGUGGUUUCUUGGAGCAGCAUGCAGGAUUAUAUUUCUCAUCUUUUAUUAACGUGUAUUUUUAUUCUCAUAACUUGAGAUGUUUGUCUCGAAUCAGACGACGAACUGAAAAUACUCGUUUGUGUCUUUGUUGGUUUUUUUAUUGGACCGAAGAAACUUGAGUGUUUGUUCAGUGUGUUUUCUAAAUGUUUGAUAUUUUUUAUUCUGACAGAGAAAAACUGUGAUCAUUUCUCAACAGCUGGUGUGUUUAUGUCCUGUCUGAAUUUAUGUGUUUCCAUCUCCUUUAGUUUUUUUCUUACUGACACUUUGGACAGUUUCCCAGCAGUUAAGGGCUUUUCAAUUCCACGCCUGGAUUCUCCAAAAAAGACGAUGAAACUGCCGUGACACCUAGUUUACCUCAA